Molecule: messenger RNA, 468 nt
Organism: Loa loa (African eye worm)
Lineage: Eukaryota; Metazoa; Nematoda; Chromadorea; Rhabditida; Onchocercidae
Exons: 5
Coding region: 1-468 (155 amino acids)
Source: RefSeq, a predicted model, not a curated record
AUGAAAGUCAAAAGAUCUGAAUGCAAUGUUCCUCCAGGGUCGGAUGAAAGCUUUCUUAUUAAUGGAUCGUAUGAGCAAAAUUCGGAUACAACAGUUAUGGAUGAGGAGACGAACAACGAUGCUUUUAGCGGAAGAGAAAAUGUAGAAUUAUACCACGAAAUGUUGAAGAGUGUAGGAAAAAUGAGAUCUCUGAUCAACGAAAUGAAACGUAUAUCUGGUGCAAAUGCUGAAUAUCAUAUUAAGGAUAGGCAGGGGGAGCAAAAGAGGUUUCAACGUAUUUGCUCACAUGAACAUGUAUUGGAAAACAUUUACGAUAGUGAAGUGGCAAUUCAAAAUUUAAAACCCAUUGCAAUAUUUUUCAAACCUCAGCAGAUAGCUGCUUGCCGUUUAUCACAGCUGUUGGGCAGAAGAAGAUUAAAUGUUGUUCUUGUGGUACACGACUAUGCAGACGAGCAAGGAAUAUUCUAA